AUGGGGAUAGAUGUUGCGCAGAAGGAGAAGGCGGCUGUUGCUGCUCAUGUGUUCGAGGGCAAGGCCGCGCCAUUGGGUCCGAAGCGACUCCGGACUGAGACCGUUGUAUGGGAGCCAAGCCCGAAAGCAGCAAGAUGUGAUGCUGUAGCGAUCAAGCAAGAGCCGGCCCCAGAGAAGCCCAGCAAGUCUUUGGAAAAACCACCAAGCAAGCCUUUGGUACAUCCGGUGCCAAUCAAGAAAGAACCAGAGGAGCCAAGCAAGUCCGUGGAAAAACCGCCAAGCAAGCCUUUUGUUCCGGUGCCAAUCAAGAAAGAGCCUUUGGAGGUAUCUAUCAAGAUGGAGCAUGGGGUCAAAGAGGAAUUGCAGGAUGCUCCGGAGGUCCCUGAGCCUGAGGAUCAUUGUGCAGGGUUAGCUGCUGCCGUGGAGUCUGCAAAAGGCUCCGAGGCUGAGGGUCCAGAUGAAGCCCUCCUGGAGUCUAAGGAAGGCUCCCAUGCUGCAGUGUCCGGAGGUGGCAGCAAGACUGCCAAUGAUGAUCCCAGUAAGGCCUCAAGCCCAGCAGACCCAAAGCCUGCCGAUGAUGAGAUGCCUGGACCUGCCCUCUUGGCUUCAAGCCCAGCAGAUGCAAAGCAUGCCGGUGUUGAGAUGCCUGGACCUGCCCUCUUGGCCUCAAGCCCAGCAGAUGCGAAGGAACCCGAUGAUGAGAUGCCGCGACCUGCCCUCUUGAGCGCAGCUGGUGUUGUGGCCCCAGGUGACCAGACCAAGUUGAGCAAGAAGGCAGGCAGGAAGGCAGCCGAUGCGAAAAAGGAUGAGCCGUUUGAGACCAGCCCGAAAGCCACGAGACCAGCUAAGAAGGAUGAAACCGAGGCUCAGCCAAAGAGAAAACCCGGUCGCCCAAGAAAGAACGAAGUCCAGCCAAAGGCCAAGGCCAAAGCAGCUUCCGAGCCAAGCCCCAAGAAAGCCCGGACCCCGAAGAACAAAGCAAACAAGAAGCGCAAAGCAGCAGAUGUCGAAGAGGGCUGCAGCCAGGAGACGAAGUGUUAUUCCCCGGAGCCCCUUGUCAAAGCCAAAGCCAAAGCUACAGCAAAAGCCAAAGCAAAAGCAAAAGCAAAAGCAAAAGCCAGCAGCAAAGCAAAGGCGGCCCCUGCCCCCAAGGAUCGUGCAGGUCGCAAGGGUGGGAACAAAAAGGGUGGGGCUUCGCAGGACGCCGGCUUGAAGAGCCGAAAGAGUUGUGCUUACCACAAUGCAAAGGCAACUGCUUUGAAAAAUGGGCUUUCGCUUGAGGAGGCAGUCACUGAGGCCAAGAAGGCUGCCCCGGCUGCCGUCGACGAGUACUUCGAUGUGGAGGUACUCAUAGCUGUGAUGCUGCUGGUGAUCUGGUCGACGAAUCUACCGCAGGCCAAAUCUUUUCAUCUUUUGGACCUAUUUUCCGGGGUCGGUAAUGCCAGCAAAUAUUGGAAGUCCAAGGGAAAGAGAGUCGCGACCAUUGAGAUUAAUCGGAGUGCCUCCAUGGACUUCCUUUCCGAUGCCGGUUUUGUGCUGGUGCUAUGGUGUAUCACACGUGAGAAGAAGACGUCUGUGAAUUUGAUGGGACGGUGGAAGGAAUCCGACGGCACCGAGCGCUUCGCUGGUACGACGAGCCUGAAGGAUGCCGGGGUCUACCCGAUGGAAUUUGUGAAACAACUAUUCGAAGCCUUUGCUACGGACUGUGUACCUGAAGCAUUGGGCUGCUUACGCAACAAGAAUGCCACCAACCCCGACUUCUCCGAUGUGGAGUUAUUUGCCACCCUGCCAAUGAAGGAUAUGUGGGAAGAUGCAGAACUGCCCUCAGUUUAUUACUACUUGAGAAAGAACAAGUACCUCGUGAUACCUUCUUGUUGGGAAGAUGCAAUCAGUUCUUUUGAAACAGAGCUGGAUGCCAAGGUGAACUGCUACGGGGACCUCAGGGAGGAGUACAAUUCCCUAUGUAUGGGCAGGACUGGGUCGUGA
Messenger RNA from Symbiodinium sp. CCMP2592, 1986 nucleotides. The record is from the annotation of a GenBank genome assembly. NCBI's taxonomy places the organism in Eukaryota, Dinophyceae, Suessiales, Symbiodiniaceae.